Messenger RNA from Aspergillus pseudonomiae, 1474 nucleotides. RefSeq names its product Calycin-like protein. Lineage: Eukaryota; Fungi; Ascomycota; Eurotiomycetes; Eurotiales; Aspergillaceae. The record is from RefSeq and is a predicted model, not a curated record. Gene Ontology annotation, molecular function: carboxy-lyase activity. The transcript has a single exon. Bases 469 to 987 code for a protein of 172 amino acids.
GAUGUGUUUCACGACGAUGCUAUAACUACAGCCUCGAAUUCCAUUCUAGGGGCAGGUUCGACUAUCAAAUCAUCAUUCAAUCAUGAUUCGAUUGCCAGGGACCCAUGCUGGCGGAGAUCCAUUGUCUCGGGUACGACCAAGCUCAGGAUCGACACGAUUAUCAUCUUGGGGCUAACGGCUAGAUCAUGAUGUCAUGAGAUUCCGAGACCCCGAGUUGAAAUAUUAACUUUGGGAGGUAAUUAAAGCUUCGGGGAAUGGUUCAUCAUUAUAGCUAUUGACUGACCCAUCUAGAUACGUUUUGGGGUCUUCCGUGAAGUGGUUACGUAGUAGACAUUAUCAUCAAUUUUUAUAUCCCAAAAUGAAUAUAUUGUUCUAAUUUACCGAAGGUAACUUUCUUCUCGUAUUGCUUUUGCAUUACUUUUGCGAUUGUGCUCCUGCAUCGAGACUAAACACACUGUUGUCUUCAAAAUGCCGGUACUUCCCUCUUUACAAGGUUCCACCUUUGAUAAUGACAUUCGCGAUCGUCAUUUGGUAUAUGACUAUGCAGCGCAGGAUGCGGAGGGAAAUCCAGAAAAAUGGCGCUAUGAAAUGUGGUUCUACAACGAGGACCGCAUAAAUUACGCCAUUCAUGGGGGCCCCAUGGCGGGGCGUGCGGCGUUUCAAUCAGCCACAUACCAAUGCAUCCGGCCCGGAGAGUUAUGGCAGUGUAACUGGCUCGAGGAAACUGGCACCAUCUGUUCAUUGGUUUUCGAUAUUUCGCGGAAGCAUAUCACGACCUUGAUAGCAUUUUCCAAGGGACACUGGGAGAAGAAUACGACCGCUCGCGGCGAUAAACGCAACCCAGAGGAGCUAGCACGGAUGAGAAAUUUAGCUCAAAUCGGUACCCAAGUCGAUAGGAUACUUUUGAGUGAACGGGCGGAGAUCUUGGAGGAUUUCCGUGGUCCAGGUAAUUUAAAACCAAUACAGAUGGACUGGCCGACUUUGUGAUAAAAAGACAUGGUAGCAUCGAGAGCUGCAAGAUUCGGCCCGGUCGGCUGUGGGCAAAUAGGGGUAAUCCGACCAAUGCGUGGCACAACUUUGUCCGAAAGUGAGGAGCAUUUCACUUUGUCCUAUUCGGUAUAUAACCAAACAAGUAAACCAGGCUCCGAGGACACAUUUCUUCAAGAGACCGAUUUUGCGUGCAACCCAACCCAACCCUCAUGCGACAAUGUUAGAUGUCCACAAACGAUAGCAGGUUUCUGAGAAUUGAUAGAAUCCUGGCAACGUAUAUUAGGACUGGGUCAUUUCAAGAUGCCCAGAAGUGGAACCGAGUAUUGGCUGUGUCCUUCAAUGCCAACGUUCGUAGACCAUGCUAGCGGCUAACGACAUUGUCAUUGUUCCUGGAAUGACGGCAGUCAUAUCGCAUUGAGCUUGAACACGAUGGCCCACACGGCCGGGGAAAUUCAGAGCCUGCUGCGGACGGGCAUAGAUCGUG